Molecule: messenger RNA, 924 nt
Organism: Colletotrichum orchidophilum
Lineage: Eukaryota; Fungi; Ascomycota; Sordariomycetes; Glomerellales; Glomerellaceae
Product: haloacid dehalogenase-like hydrolase
Exons: 2
Coding region: 1-924 (307 amino acids)
Source: RefSeq, a predicted model, not a curated record
AUGCAGUCCUUGGAAGAAUCCGAUACCUUUCUGAUUGAUCACGUUCUCGAAGCCGUGGACGAUAUGACCGACUCUAAGCAACCCAAGGUGCUUUUGUUUGAUAUUGGUGGUGUGUGUGUCGUUUCACCAUUCCAAUCCAUCCUCAACUAUGAGCUCAGCCUCGGUAUUCCGCCAGGAUGGGUUAACUACUCCAUCUCCAAGACGAGUCCCACUGGCUUCUGGCACCGCCUUGAGACGGGUUCCAUACCCAUGGACAAGGCCUUCUUCGAGGGCUUCACCAAAGAUCUUCACGACCAAGGCCGCUGGGAGGCAUUCUACGCCGCCCAAAUAGCCAAGAACGCAUCUCUCCCCAAAGAGACGCCACCCCUCCCUACCGUCGAUGCGAAGUACCUCUUCAACACCAUGAUGACCAACUCAAUCCCCCCGGACCCGUGGAUGUACCCGGCGCUGAAGAAGCUCAAGGCCAGUGGGAAGUAUAUUCUUGCCGCGCUGAGCAACACCGUCAUCUUCCCCGAGGGCCAUAAACUGCAUAGAAAGGACUUCAUGGACGACCCCGUUCGCAGCUUGUUUGACGUGUUCAUCUCUUCGGCUCAUGCUGGUUUGAGGAAGCCGGAUCCGCGAAUGUAUCGUCUCGCGCUUGAGAGACUGAACGAGUACGCCGCUGAGAAUGCGAGUUCUGAGAGAGGCCAGACCCUCAAGUGGAGUGAGGGCAUCCAGCCACAGGAUAUCGUGUUCUUGGAUGAUAUUGGCGAGAACCUAAAGGAGGCUAAGAAACAAGGAUUCAACACUAUCAAAGUCCAUCUAGGCAGGGCCUAUGAGGCGGUAGAAGAGCUCGAGAAAGUCACUGGACUAGCAUUGGAGGGCGACCAUCCAAAGGUCCCGGUGAAGCCGAAUCUAAAGGGUAAUGGGAAGGCGAAACUGUAG